Messenger RNA from Biomphalaria glabrata, 2067 nucleotides. Its product is annotated as tryptophan--tRNA ligase, cytoplasmic-like. The record is from RefSeq and is a predicted model, not a curated record. The transcript is spliced from 9 exons. Gene Ontology annotation, cellular component: cytoplasm. Bases 183 to 1418 code for a protein of 411 amino acids. Gene Ontology annotation, molecular function: tryptophan-tRNA ligase activity; ATP binding. NCBI's taxonomy places the organism in Eukaryota, Metazoa, Mollusca, Gastropoda, Planorbidae. Gene Ontology annotation, biological process: tryptophanyl-tRNA aminoacylation.
AUGACACAUGUGCAGUCCGUUCAAUGAGUCUGCUGUGAUGUGUUACAGUUACAGCUCUGUUUCGUCAUCGUUAGAAGUUGACAAAAUUAUAAACAAAUUAAGUGAUCAAUAUUGUCUUGUUUUGCUCGGAAGUUCUUAACCUAGAUCCAGAUCUAGUCUAGAUCUAACUUUGAAGGAGAAAUAUGGCAGAUGAAAACAGUGAAAUGCUUGCCUCUGUGGCUUUAAAUCAUGAGGAAAAUGAAAACAAAGAAGACUUUGUUGAUCCAUGGAAUGUACAAUCUGCUUCUGCCACUGGGGUAGACUAUGCCAAAUUGAUAGAUAGAUUUGGCAGCAGCGCGAUUGAUUCUGAAUUGAUUGAUAGAAUUGAAAAAGUGACAGGAAAACAAGCUCACCACUUCCUAAAACGUGGCAUUUUUUUCUCACAUAGAGAGAUGCAUAAAAUUUUAGACUUGUAUGAACAGAAGAAACCUUUUUACCUGUACACUGGCAGGGGACCAUCAUCAGAAUCAAUGCACAUGGGGCAUCUUAUCCCAUUUAUUUUCACUAAAUGGCUGCAGGAAACAUUUGAUGUACCAUUGGUCAUUCAGAUGACUGAUGAUGAGAAGUAUUUGUGGAAAGAUAUCUCUAUUGAUGAGGUCCAGAGAGUGGCUCUGGAGAAUGUGAAAGACAUUAUAUCACUAGGUUUUGAUAUUGAUAAGACCUUUAUCUUCUGCGAUUUUAAUUAUAUAGGGCAGUGUCCAGAUUUCUACAAAUUAAUUGUCCAGAUUCAAAAACAUGUAACAUUCAAUCAAGUGAAAGGUAUUUUUGGUUUUGGGGAAAGUGAUUGUAUAGGUAAAAUAUCAUUUCCUGCCAUUCAAGCUGCACCAAGUUUUAGCACUGCAUUUCCACACAUUUUUAAAGGCAGAAGGAAUAUACCUUGUCUUAUUCCUUGUGCUAUUGACCAGGAUCCCUACUUUCGAAUGACAAGAGAUGUAGCCCCUAGAAUAAAUCUCCCAAAGCCAGCUUUAUUGCACUCUGUAUUCUUCCCAGCCUUACAAGGAGCUACAUCAAAAAUGUCCGCCAGCGAUCCCAACUCCUGCAUCUUGCUGACUGAUACUCCCAAUCAAAUUAAAAACAAAGUGAAUAAAUAUGCUUUCUCUGGAGGCCAGGCAACUGUGGAAGAGCAUAGAGAGAAGGGAGGCAACUGUGAUGUUGAUGUUUCCUAUCAGUAUUUAAAGUUUUUCCUUGAGGAUGGAGAAAAGCUGGAGAAAAUAAGACAGGAUUACACCAGUGGUGAACUACUGACUGGUCAUCUUAAGAAGGAGCUCAUCACUGUCUUGCAGCAAAUAGUGGCAGGGAUACAAGACAAGAGGAAGACUAUCACAGAUGAGUUAGCUAGGGAAUUCAUGACACCUCGCAAACUAAAAUUUGAUUAUUAAAUGUUAUUUAUUCUUAAUUUGAAUUGGAUGAAUAUGGGCAUUUUGUUUUAGUGAAUUCAGUAAGAAUGAUGUGUGUCAGUGACAGGGUUUGGCCAAAUUAUCAAAGAUUAUGAAGAUGAUUGAAGGUCAGCAUACUAAUAUAAACAGAUUCAUUAAUGACUUUCCAGUGAGUCACAAAAUUUAGGAAAAAACAUUGUGUCUUUGAUUUACAGUUAACAAAGUAUCAAAAUUUGUAGCCGAUAUGCUUAAAGUCUAUAUGAUUAAAAAUAGCUAGACAAAAACACAUCAUCAAACAUGUCUAUUCAUAUAUAUAUAUAUUGUACAGGUUGUAAACUAUUCAGUAUUAUUUGCAAAUUAAUGUAAUAGUUUUAUGUAUAAAAAUUAGUAGCUGUAAUAUGUAAAUGUAAUAGUCUAUAGUUUUCAAUAUAUCUAGAGAAAUGGGAAAAAAAAAGAUUUAUUAGAAAUUUUAUUAAAUAAAAAAUAUUAUUAUUAAUACCAACAAAUUUGUUAUCAAAUGUGUGCUUGACAUUGAAGAUGGUCACUUUGUCUUUUGUGUAACUGAAUUUUGACUGAAAUAAAGUAAUAUUGAAAACAUUUGCAUUUCCAGUUUUGGUAGAUUACUUGUUGAUAUACUAUGAAUAUGCUUUUU